ACCUUGCCGACCACAACUGCAACGUCAACUACUACUGCAACGACUACAACUCCCACGUCAAGCAAAACCACCACCACCCCGACCACUACCGCGACAACCACGCCGACCACUAGCGUGGCGUCAACUACUCCUGAAACGACUACAACUGCCACGACAACCGAAACCACCACCACGCCGACCACUGCCACGGCGUCAACUACUACUGAAACGACAAUAAAUCCCACGACAACCGAAACCACCACCACACCGACCACUACCGCGACGUCAACUACAACUGCAAUGACUACAACUCCCACGACAACCGAAAGCAGAACCACGCCGACCACUAGCGUGGCGUCAACUACUCCUGAAACGACUACAGCUGCCACGACAACCGAAACCACCACCAUGCCGACCACUACCGCGACGCCGACCACUGCCGUGGCGUCAAUUACUACCGCGACAUCAACUACUACUGAAACGACUACAACUCCCACGACAAUCGAAACCACCACCACACCGACCACUACCGCGACAUCAACUACUACUGCAACGACUACAACUUCCACGACAAGCAAAACCACCACCACACCGACCACCACCACGCCGACCACUACCGCGACGUCAACUACUACUGAAAUGACUACCGAAACCACCACGACAUCAACUACUACUGAAACGACUACAACUCCCACGACAACCGAAACCACCACCACACCGACCACUACCGCGACAUCAACUACUACUGCAACGACUACAACUUCCACGACAAGCAAAACCACCACCACACCGACCACCACCACGCCGACCACUACCGCGACGUCAACUACUACUGAAAUGACUACCGAAACCACCACCACACCGUCCACAGCCGCGGUGUCACCCACUACUGCGACGUCAACUACAACUGCAAUGACUACAACUCCCACGUCAAGCAAAACCACCACCACCCCGACCACUACACCACUUCCGCGGCCGUCAAGCACCUGCCGCGGCAUCAACUACUACUGCAACGACUACAACUCCCACGACAAGCAAAACAACCACCACGCCGACCACUACCGUGGCCACAACCACGCCGACCAGUACCGCGACAUCAACGACUACUGCAACGACUACAUCUCCCACGAGAACCGAUAG
This is a messenger RNA of Scleropages formosus (Asian bonytongue), 1119 nucleotides long. Its product is annotated as cell wall protein DAN4-like. NCBI's taxonomy places the organism in Eukaryota, Metazoa, Chordata, Actinopteri, Osteoglossiformes, Osteoglossidae. The annotation marks the transcript as partial. The record is from RefSeq and is a predicted model, not a curated record. The transcript has 5 exons.